AUGGAAGUUCCCAAUACCAUGUGGGGAUUUCGCUCAUCAUCAACAUUGGCGAACAUAUUUCUCCUUCUCUUAGUUGCCAUAAUCUUUUCAGUAAGCCAUGUUUCAGCUUCUAAACAAUUUAAAAAUGAAACUGAUCGUCUUGCUCUGCUUGAAUUCAAGAAGCAGAUAUACGAUGACCCGCUUGGAGUGCUGAACUCCUGGAACCAUUCACAGCACCAUUGCCAGUGGGAAGGAAUCACAUGUAGUACUCGACAUCAGAGGGUUAUAGCCUUGACUCUAAGGCAUAAGCACUUUUCCGGAAUUAUAUCUCCUCAUGUCGGAAAUAUAAGCUUCAUGAGGCUCAUCCAUCUUGAGGAGAAUCAAUUCCAUGGUGAGAUUCCCCAAGAAUUUGGUCGCCUCUUCAGGCUAAGAGUCUUGAACCUGUCAAAUAACGCACUCGGAGGAAAAAUCCCGGCAAACCUGAGCUACUGCUCAGAGUUGAUAAAUAUUUGCCUACAGAGGAACAAGCUAGAAGGGAAAAUUCCGAUUGAUCAGCUAAGCAGUCUGAAGAAGCUUGAAAGACUUGUUCUUUUUGUAAACAAUUUGACAGGAGAGAUUCCCUCCUCCAUUGGUAACUUAUCAUCGCUGACUCAACUCGCUUUCGAUUUCAACAAUCUGGAGGGAAAUCUGCCCAUGGAGAUGGGGCUCUUAAAAAGGUUUGCUGGGUUAGGAGCUGCAGAAAAUCAUGGGAUUAUUCCAAGAGAUUUUGGCAAGUUACCAAAUUUGCAAGGAUUGCAUCUAGACUAUAAUGACUUGUCAGGACAGUUAGUCUCUACCCUAUGCAACAACACCAAUCUAUUCUAUCUGGACUUAUCAUUUAACCAGUUUGAAGGGGGCAAUAUAUUUGACAAUGUUCUUAUGAACUGUCAAAAUUUGCAAUAUCUGGAUAUAUCUCACAACAACUUCACUGGAAUUAUAUCACCACAUUUUCUGCAGAUGCACUCAUCACUGAUGUACAUCAAAAUAGAUGAAAAUUCUUUCACUGGUUCUCUGCCUCCUGAAGUUGGAAAGCUUGUACAUUUGGUGAAUUUCUCGGUUUCCCACAACCAAUUUGCUGGCGAUAUACCCAUCUCACUUGCUGAUUGUUCAGAUCUGGAGAAUCUUUUUAUGGAAGCCAAUUUUUUCCAAGGAACAAUUCCACCAAAUUUGGCUUCUUGGAAGAGCAUCCAGCAAUUAGACCUUUCAAGUAAUAACUUGACCGGUCCAAUACCAAAAGAACUUGAGAAGCUUCACUCUUUGAGCCACUUAAAUCUUUCCUACAACGACAUCGAGGGCGAGAUACCAAACACUGGAAUUUUCGGUAAUGCAAGUCAAAUAUCAUUGACUGGCAACAAAAAACUCUGUGGAGGCAUUCCAGAAUUGGAGUUCCCACCUUGCCCAGUGAUUAAGGGGAAAAACAGAGGAAAGCUGAAGGUUAUCAUAUUGUUGUCCAUUGUGUUACCGGCAACGCUUCUGGUUCUUGGUGCAGUGUUGUUAUAUCUCUUGGUAUAUCGAAAAAGAGAAAGAAGAAUGGUGGCAGGAUUCUCUAGCAUGCCCGCAAGAAUCGAUGAGCUCUUACGGCUUUCUUACCAUGAACUUCAUCGUGCAACUUCAGGAUUUUCUCCAGAAAACUUAAUUGGUUCAGGACAUUUUGGAGCUGUCUACAAAGGCACACUAGAAAAACAUGGCAAUAAGCUUGUAGCAGUCAAAGUUCUUGAUCUUCGAAAGAAUGGGGCUUCCAAAAGUUUUAAGGCCGAGUGCCAAGCAUUAAGAAAUAUUCGCCAUAGAAACCUCCUCUCGAUUGUGAGUUAUUGCUCCAGUAUUGAUUCCAAGGAUGAUGAAUUCAAAGCUCUAGUCUAUGAGUUGAUGGAAAAUGGAAAUCUGGACCUGUGGCUGCAUCCUUCAGAGACAACUGACCAGGCAACAAGCUCAAGAAGUCUUAAUCUUCUUCAGAAGCUAAAUAUUGCAAUUGAUGUGGCUUCAGCAUUGCAAUAUCUUCACGACCACUGCGAAGCUGAGAUUGUUCACUGUGAUCUAAAACCAAGUAACAUUCUUCUUGACAAUGAUCUUGUUGCUCGUGUGGGUGAUUUUGGAUUGGCAAGGCUUCUCCCGAAACCCGUCAACAGAUCUUCCGAGCAAGAAGGCAGCAGUACUAUUGCUAUAAAAGCAACAAUCGGCUACGCAGCCCCAGAGAUGAUUACAAGAAGGAGGCCAACAGAUGAUAUAUUCAUGGGUGACCUUGAUCUACAUAACUAUGUUAAUAGGGCUUUGCAUGAACGAGUUCCUGAGAUCGUGGAUCCAUUGCUUCUUUCUGAAGGAAGAGAUGAAAACAGUAGAAUUACUCAUGGAGAGGAAACUAUUAAUGGUGGAAGAGAGAUUGAUUGCAUUAUUUCGCUGCUGAAAAUUGGACUCAAGUGCUCUGCAAGAUUACCAAACGACAGGAUGCAUAUGAAUGAAGUUGUCAGAAAAUUACAUCUCAUUAAGGAUGUUUUCCUAGGUUUCAGGCUGCUUACUAGUCUGAAUCUCCAAGCUGAAGUUGUUAAUGGGGUGAGCUAA
This is a messenger RNA of Coffea arabica (coffee), 2574 nucleotides long. The record is from RefSeq and is a predicted model, not a curated record. NCBI's taxonomy places the organism in Eukaryota, Viridiplantae, Streptophyta, Magnoliopsida, Gentianales, Rubiaceae.